Fusarium redolens is the source of this 770-nucleotide messenger RNA. RefSeq lists its product as uncharacterized. The record is from RefSeq and is a predicted model, not a curated record. The transcript is spliced from 2 exons. NCBI's taxonomy places the organism in Eukaryota, Fungi, Ascomycota, Sordariomycetes, Hypocreales, Nectriaceae. The coding region runs from base 246 to 770 and encodes 174 amino acids.
ACCUGAUCUCAUGUCCCAGCAAGAAUGAUCGAUUCAACUAAUCGAAAGGAACUAUUUUAUCUCCUUUUCCUUUAAGUUAGCAUCGAACUUCCUGACACCCGAAAUAUUCCCCAGGAAUCACGCCAGUAUUACACGCCUUUCCACAAAACAACUAACAAGCCAUAUUCCUUCCAGGUUCAAGUCAUUUCUUGUCCUUAAGUACAUCCAGAAUACUCUUUCAACCUUGGUAAUUAUAAACUUGCCAAAUGGGUUUCAAUAAGAACCGGCUUUACAUCGCUUUGUACCCCAGCGGGGUUGUCAACAACGAAGAGCGCCGCUAUCAUUGGGGAUUUCUCAUCGGUCCCAAAAACGAAUCAGGCACCGAAGUGCCCGGCAUGCGCUACCAUGUCAAGAAUCACCCAAUGCGCGGCUGGAUUUAUGAAGAGAUUGAUCUUCCUAAUGUCCGAAGCACGAACAAUCUACUCGCCCGCAUUAUCAUUGCCAAAGUCGAAGACGAGAAACGGCUUGUCGAAAUUAUUCGUAGCACGCCGGUCGUUCAGAACGAUCCCAACUGGCGUUGCCGAACAUGGGUCGCCGACGUCCUUUCGAGGAUAGCUAUGGGCGGCGGCAGGGCUGUUGGCACGUCGGAGCUAGAGUGGGCAAAGAUUGAGAGUGUUGCUCGUGCGUAUGUGGCGAGUAAGACAGCGACUGGAAGAUACCUGGAUCCGGUCGUCAUGACGUUGCCGAAGCCGACCUGGGACAUGCUACAGGGAAAAGAGGUUGUUCCUUAG